CACACACACACACACACACACAUAGAGGUCUGUGAACAACAACAAGAGCUUUGGAGGAGUCCGGAGCUGUCAGAAGAUAACACCAUGGCUGCUAACGUUAACAUGUCCUGCCGUCUGUUAGCUAGACACGGGAAUGUGACACAUUACAGUAAAGUCCUGUCACAGUGCGUUCAUGUAAACAUUCACAGACUGUACUCUGGCGCUACGCACAAGGAAAAUGAACUUGCACUUGGAGACUCGACUUCAGCAGCUCCAAACUUCGCUUCUUCUCCGAAAAGCAGGUUAACUCAGGAGAGGCUCAGAGACCACAGCUUACCCUUUUCAGCAUUCUUGACUGACAGCUUCGGCCGGAGACACAACUACCUGCGCAUCUCCCUGACUGAGAAAUGCAACCUGCGCUGUCAGUACUGCAUGCCAGAGGAGGGGGUGAAGCUGACACCACGGAGCCAGCUGCUGUCCACCACGGAGGUACUGACCCUGGCCCGCCUCUUCGUCCAGGAGGGGGUGGACAAAAUCCGCCUGACUGGAGGAGAGCCCCUCAUCAGACCCGAUGUGCUGGAUAUCAUUGCAGAGUUGAGGAAGUUGGAGGGUCUGAAAACCAUUGCGGUAACGACCAAUGGCAUGAACCUGGCCAGAAAUCUGCCUAAGCUGAAAGAUGCUGGCCUCGAUCUGAUUAACAUCAGCUUGGAUUCACUGGUCCCUGCCAAGUUUGAGUUCAUUGUUAGGCGGAAAGGGUUCCACAAGGUCAUGGAGGGCAUUGAUAAGGCCAUCGAAAUGGGCUAUAACCCUGUCAAGGUCAACUGUGUGGUCAUGCGAGGCCUCAAUGAAGAUGAGCUGUUGGAUUUUGUGGCGCUGACAGAGAAGAAGCCUCUGGAGGUGCGCUUCAUUGAGUACAUGCCCUUUGAUGGCAACAAGUGGAACUUCAAAAAGAUGGUGAGCUACCAGGAGAUGCUGGAUGGCAUCAGACAGCAGUGGCCCCGCUUAGAAAUGGUUCAGACUGGACACACAGACACAGCCAAGAUAUACAAAGUGCCAGGCUUUAAAGGUCAGGUGGGCUUCAUCACCUCCAUGUCUGACCAUUUCUGCGGCUCCUGCAACCGCUUACGCAUCACUGCGGACGGCAACCUCAAGGUGUGUUUGUUCGGGAACUCUGAGGUGUCUCUCAGGGACAUCUUGCGCUCUGGGGCGUCAGAUGAAGAGCUACUGCAAAUCAUUGGGGCAGCUGUGGGCAGGAAGAAGAAACAACAUGCAGGCAUGUUCAGCAUCUCCCAAAUGAAGAACAGACCUAUGAUCCUCAUUGGAACCACAUGCCAAAGGCCUUUGUCCUCUCCUCCAAAGUCACAAGAUAGUCAGAAGGCUUUCCCUAUUGUUUCCCAGCUUACAAACGAUGCAUUUCUCUCUCCGACAACAGCUCCUCUGAUGUGCCAUUCAGGCAACAGGAGAGUCCUAAACAGAGAGGGUGUUUUGUGCCUUCCAGACUGCACUGCUUCAACACAGGCGGCCCCCGUUUGCUGCUAUAGAACCUUAAUGAACAGGGUUACCCAUCUUCAGUCACAUAUCAAGAAAGAAAAACCUAACGAGAUGGAUAACCUCAACAAUGUAGCCUCCCGUCAUGCUUCUGAGUUUGGUAGUAGUCUAACUUCCCCCAGCUGUCACACUAAGACUCUCCGUUAUAGGACAGAAGAUUGUCUCAGGUACGCACAAACCAGGGGUCCAAAUGCUCUGAAGAGCCACUUCCUACGGACCCCAGCAACACUCAACUUUUGCACACUACUAAUGAAUGCCAAAAUGAAUCUUAAACAUCACAAUGUUAGACAUUGUCACAAUCAGACUUCCAGCGAUGACCCCAGUGUCAAACUCAGACAAUCUGCUAGAGCUCAGACCAAGUCAGGUUCAAGUGCCGCCAUCCUUCACCCAGAUGACACCUCCGAAGCCCAGCUGACGCACACGGACGCCCAAGGCCGAGCCACCAUGGUAGACGUCGGCGGGAAACUUCCCACGCGCCGAGCAGCCAAAGCCCGCGCCACCGUCAUCUUGGGCCCCACCGCCUUCCGGCUGCUUCGGGAUAACCAGCUGGCGAAAGGCGACGCCUUGACCGUGGCGCAGUUGGCCGGCAUCAUGGCUUCCAAGCAGACCUCAACCCUAAUCCCGCUCUGCCACCCGCUCCCUUUAGACAACUCUUCCGUCACCUUUGACCUGGACGAGCUGCAGAACGCAGCAGUGGUUACAGCGACAUGUCACACUACAGGCAGGACAGGGGUUGAGAUGGAAGCUUUGACAGCCGUUUCUGUAGCAGCGCUGACUCUCUAUGACAUGUGCAAGGCUGUAAGCCACGACAUCAUUAUUACAGACAUAAAGCUGGUAAGUAAGACCGGCGGGAAGAGGGACUUUCAUCGUCAACCCUGACCACCUCAACACACCAGUGAAUCCAACCCUGGAAAACUGAGAAUGAAUGAACUGUAAAAAACGUGCAGACUACGCCAAGUUUCACCAGAAUUGUUAUUUUUCUACAAAAACAAAAAAAAUUACACCAUCAUGACAUCUUACCAUAGUUUAAUUACUUGAUCUGUCACUUAUCCCACACAAUAUGAAACACUGGAUAUUUGAUAUAAGAUGCUACCUGUUUUGUAGUGGCUAAUACACUACUCAAGUCUUAAGUGUUACCCCCCCCCCCCCCCCCUCCCUCAUUGUGUCCAAUUGUUGCUUUGUUGUUACCUCAAAAUGUGUCAUUGUAUGAAAACAUGUAUCUCCUAAUAUGAUAGAACCGGCUGGUGAAACGACAUCUGAUGCAGCUUCCUUGUACUGUAUUUCACAUUCAUGUAGUCAGUAUUAUCAUCUCUGAUAUGCACUAUACACCAAUAUUCCUCAUCUGUAUCACUAUAUUUUUAUUGUGUCAUACCAAAUGAUUCAUUAUAUUCACUCUUCAUACUGUACCUACCCGUAAAUUAGCUGAGAUGAACAGGAGUCCUGACGAUAAGCAUGGAGAUAAUUUGCGCCCAGUAAAAUUCACUAUGCUGCAAUGUCCAAUAAUUAAGACAAUUAAGACAAACAUUGCUUUCUGAUGAUCUCAAAUUUUUUUACAGUGUCUGAAAGCUCAAUGUUGUCAACAAGAUAAGAUAAGGGAAGUAAGUUAAAAUGAUAUUUUCUAUGCCCAAAACAACAAUAACCACACAAUCAUCUUUUUUUAAUGUCAGAUCAUUAUGUUUCAUAGACUGGCAUAAUAAACAUUUUCAGGCCAUAAGUAUGUUUUCUUGAAAUGUAAGUUACAGGUUUUUUUGUUAUAAUUUGCAAUUAAAAGUGCAACAGAUGGAAGCUUUGCUAUUGCACAAUUGUAGCUCUACUAAUUCCGAUAUGUUAAAUAUUAACCGUGGUUGAUUAACUGUUAUUAAAAUGGAUUCAGCAGUGUUGUUUUUUUUACUGUUUUUUGUUUGUUUGCUAGACGUUGAAGGCAGCAGUUACCAUGACAACAGUGCAAAAAAAGCGGAAGCUAUCUUAACGUCAAAUAGUCCGUUUAUCUCUGAUGUGAUAAAGUUGUUAUGAAGAAUAAUGUCAGACGGUAGGUUGAUAACUUCAUUAAUUAAUACAUUUAAACACUUUGCGUUAACAACACUUAACUAUUGCUAUUUUUGACAAGU
This is a messenger RNA of Scomber japonicus (chub mackerel), 3635 nucleotides long. RefSeq names its product molybdenum cofactor synthesis 1 (gene mocs1). The transcript is spliced from 11 exons. Bases 85 to 2406 code for a protein of 773 amino acids. Gene Ontology annotation, molecular function: metal ion binding; cyclic pyranopterin monophosphate synthase activity; GTP 3',8'-cyclase activity. Gene Ontology annotation, biological process: Mo-molybdopterin cofactor biosynthetic process. Lineage: Eukaryota; Metazoa; Chordata; Actinopteri; Scombriformes; Scombridae. The record is from RefSeq and is a predicted model, not a curated record.